This is a messenger RNA of Schistocerca nitens (vagrant locust), 612 nucleotides long. RefSeq names its product valine-rich protein-like. NCBI's taxonomy places the organism in Eukaryota, Metazoa, Arthropoda, Insecta, Orthoptera, Acrididae. Bases 1 to 612 code for a protein of 203 amino acids. The record is from RefSeq and is a predicted model, not a curated record. The transcript is spliced from 4 exons.
AUGGGUCUGUGCAGCGAGGAAAGAGUGCUCAGGCACGCACUCGUCAAGUUCUUCCAGAAACCACUGUUGUUGCUCCUGCUGGUUGUGGCGGCGCUGGCCGAGCCAAUCCAGGUGCACGAGGAGCCGGACGAGAAGCCCGUGGAGAAGCGCGGCCUGAGCGCCGACGAGCAGAACGCGGUGGGCGACGUGGGCUUCGCGGGCACGGCGGGCGGCGAGGGCCUGGGCAAGACGGUGGAGAAGCUGCGGCCGUACGCGGUGCCCGUGGUGAAGGUGGUGCGCGUGCCGGUGGCGGCGCCGGUGCCCGUCGCCGUGCCGCACGCCGUGCUGGUGCCCGUGCCGCAGCCCGUGCCCGUCCACAUCCGCGUGCCGCUGCCCGUCCAUGUGCCCGUGCUGCGGCAGGUGCACGUGCCCGUCGAGAAGCACUACCCCGUCGAGGUCGAGAGGAAGGUGCCGUACGCGGUGGACAAGCCGGUGCCGAUCGCGGUGGCGCGCCACGUGCCGGUGCCCGUGCCGCAGCCCUUCCCCGUGCACGUGCCCGUCUACAAGCACAUCUACCACAUCCCCAAGCACCACGAGCCGGUGCUCCACCACGCACCGCACCACCACCACUGA